Molecule: messenger RNA, 1641 nt
Organism: Penicillium antarcticum
Lineage: Eukaryota; Fungi; Ascomycota; Eurotiomycetes; Eurotiales; Aspergillaceae
Exons: 2
Coding region: 1-1641 (546 amino acids)
Source: RefSeq, a predicted model, not a curated record
AUGGUGACUGGGAUCGAGGCUGUCGGACUUACGCUUGCUGUUAUUCCUCUCCUCGUCAAUCAGCUCGAUGGAUAUGUUCGAGGUAUAGAGAAAGUCAAGUUGCUGAGGCGCUAUCGAAGAGAACUCGCGAACUAUUCAAGAGGACUUUCAACACAGCGAGCGGUACUUAUAAAUACACUGAUCCAAACUCUUGGAGGCAUUGUCAAUGAUGAGCAUGAACUUUCUGAGUUGAUCGACAAUCCAAAGGGGCCAGCCUGGAAAGACCCUGUUUUGCAGCGGGAGCUUCGUCUACGCCUAGACCGCAACUAUGAUCUGUUUCUGGAUAAUAUGAGUGGUCUGAAUGAGGAGAUAUUGAAGCUUGCUAAGAAGCUAGGAAUCAGUAUCUCAGAGAAUAGGAGUGCCGAUCCCAAAACAUGGGAUAUCAAGGAUUUUUGGAAGAUGCUCAGUAGAGCAGUCUAUGAAGAUCUCCUCGCAAAGAUUGAUGGAGCCAAUACGAUACUCAAGACUCUGCUGGAUCAGUCCCUCUAUCAAGAAGAAGCACGAAACAAGAAACGACACCCGUUGCCGCGUCUUCUUCAACAAUAUCAAAAAGGACGUAAACACGCAGAAGCUCUCUUCAAGACUGUCUUCGGAGCCUAUUGGCGCUGUCAGUGCAAUGAACAACACUGCGUCCACCUCCAACUACCAACAAACCCAUUAGUAUCCUCAAGGGAGUCAGACAUCCAGUCUAGACUUCAAAUGAACUUUUCAAACACUGGAAAAACGGAGAAUCAGAUCUGGACCUGGACAGAAGUUAUUUUCGAGCCGUGGCAAGACGACAACAUCCCAUCACUAUCCAGCCUCUCACUUCAAGAGUCUCACAAAAAGCCCAAAGUCCGUUUUGAUACGCCAACCCCCGAAACAGAUCGUUCCCAAACAACACUCUCCCUACCACCACGAAUCAAUGAUUUCUGCUCCUCACUCCGCAUAACCAAAGUAGAAUUUACCGAAAAAACCACCAACUGGACAACAACAGGCAUGAUCUCAAGCCAACUGGAUACCUACAUAAUGCACGCCUCAACAAAAGCCCUCAGUUCCACACCCCCAAAACCAUUAAUAGAAGUCAUAUCCCAAAUAAGCCGACACGACCGCCUCCAUAUCGCCACCGGUUUAGCUUGCGGCGUGAUUCAAUAUUGCGGCAACUGGUUGAAAUGCCGAUGGGAUAGUUCUGAUAUCCAUCUGACAGCCCAUAAAGAUGGUUGUGAUAUACUACUCGACAGUGUAUAUCUCUCCUGGCCACUGUCCACACCAGAGACAGAGACAGAAAAUACUGUUCCAGCUAUGCGGCAGCCGAACAAUAAUCUGCUCUUGCCUCUUGGGCUUGCACUGGUAGAAUUAUCACUUGGAAAAUCCUUGGAUUUCUUAUAUAACCCUGAAGAUGAGGACUGGGACGAGGAGAGGAUGAGGCGCAAUACUGCUAGCAGGCUUGUACCUAAGGUUUAUCUUGAGAGUGGCGUGCCCUAUGGAGAGGCUGUUGAAAGCUGUCUUUCUUGGUCUAGUGUGCACUCAUUAUGUGUCGAUCGAGGAGUUGAGGAGCGUGUUUUUGAGAGGAUCAUUUCUCCACUGUUGAGGGAUUUGGUUAAUUUUGAGGGGAUGAUGUAG